Fraxinus pennsylvanica is the source of this 846-nucleotide messenger RNA. The record is from the annotation of a GenBank genome assembly. Lineage: Eukaryota; Viridiplantae; Streptophyta; Magnoliopsida; Lamiales; Oleaceae.
AUGACUGUGUUGAGCCGCCUAAUAUUGAGGUACAGAACAGCCUCAGCAGUUCAUGGUUUCUGCACUAGAUCUUCUGAAAUUGACCUUACCAUAGCAGAAUCAGCAGUAGCUCUUUCUUCUGCUAUUCCUGUUGAAAAUUCCAAUGUGAAGGGAAGGAAUGUGCAGUGGGUUUUUCUGGGUUGUCCGGGUGUAGGCAAAGGCACCUAUGCUGCUCGAUUGUCGAACCUCCUAGGCGUUCCCCAUAUCGCUACUGGUGAUCUUGUGCGCCAAGAACUCUCCUCUUAUGGGCCCCUUUCUUCUCAGCUUGCGGAUAUUGUUAACCAAGGGAAAUUAAUUUCAGAUGAAAUUAUAAUAAAUCUUCUUUCUAAGCGUCUUGAAGAAUCUCAAGCUAAGGGUGCAACGGGCUUUAUCCUAGAUGGCUUUCCUCGGACUGUAAGACAGGCGGAAAUCUUAGAGGGGGUAACUGACAUUGAUUUGGUAAUUAAUCUGAAACUUCGUGAAGAAGCAUUGAUUGCCAAAUGCCUUGGAAGAAGAAUUUGCAGUGAGUGUGGAGGGAAUUACAAUGUUGCCUGCAUUGACAUCAAGGGAGAAGAUGGAAGCCCAAGGAUGUACAUGCCUCCCCUACUUCCUCCUCCAAAUUGUGAAUCAAAAUUAAUAACACGAUCUGAUGACACAGAAGAAGUAGUUAAAGAACGUCUCUUAGUAUACAAUGAGAAGAGCCGACCUGUUGAGGAGUUUUACCGCGCUCGUGGAAAAUUGCUGGAGUUUACUCUUCCUGGAGGAAUUCCCGAGUCCUGGACAAAGUUGCUUCAAGCUUUGAAUCUUGAUAAUCAUGCAGACAAAUAG